Molecule: messenger RNA, 1455 nt
Organism: Cooperia oncophora
Lineage: Eukaryota; Metazoa; Nematoda; Chromadorea; Rhabditida; Trichostrongylidae
Source: the annotation of a GenBank genome assembly
AUGCAUCUUAGCACUAUCGCACUUUGUUUCGCUUCAACUUUCCUGCUCACCGCAGGAAGCGUACUCCGAGAAAAGCGUCAGUGCGGAUGUGCUCCAGCCCAGACUCAGGCUCAGUGCUCGUGCGCACCAGCAGCAACUCAGCAGAUGUCGUGCACAUGCCAGAACCAACCUCAAUACACCCAACCUCAGGCUCAGUGCUCGUGUGCCCAGCAGACUCAGACUAUCCAAUACCCCACCACACAAUGUCAGCCUGCCUGCCAGCAAAGUUGCGCUCAACAAUGCUCUACUUCCACCUCGAGCAACUGCCAACAGAAUUGCCAGAGCUCCUGCCAAGCUUCGUGCACUCCAGUUUACACCCCCACCACACCAGCUCCGGUAGUCAGUCAAUGCCAGCCAGCUUGCCAGCAACAAUGCCAGCAGACGUGCGUCGCUCAGCAACAACCUGUGGCUCAGUGCAACAAUCAGUGCCAGCAACAGUGCAACGUCGCCUGUGAACCCCAACCACAGCAGCAGACUAUCCAGCUCCAGAUCACCCUUCCAGUUGCUCAACAGAGCCCACAAUGCCAGCCUGCUUGUCAGCAACAGUGCCAAAGCUCCUGCGUUGCCCAACAGGUGCCUGCUGCUCAAUGCUCUAACCAAUGCCAAUCACAAUGCUCGGACGCUUGCAAUACCUACCAGUCACCAGUCGCGACUAGCUCUGCUGCCUGUAUGCCACAGUGCCAAGACUCAUGCCAGACAUCGUGCGUCGCACAACAGCAGCCAGCCGCUCAGUGUGCUAACCAGUGCCAAAGCCAGUGCUCCAACACGUGUGGCGUCCAGUACCAGCCUGCCCCUACCACCGCUGCUCCAGUCGCUUGCAUGCCACAGUGCCAGAGCCAAUGCCAGUCGUCGUGUGUAGCCCAGCAACAACCGGUUGCUCAGUGCUUCGACUCCUGCAGCUCUCAGUGCUCGCAGAGCUGCGGUAAUGGUCAGAUUACCGUCCAGGCACAAUCACAGCCCCAAUGCAUUUCGGCUUGUAUGCCAGCAUGCGACAACACCUGUGUCGCCGCUCAGCAACCAGUCCAGAACCAGCAGCCGUCUUGUGCCCAGCAAUGCCAACCUCAGUGCACUCCCACUCAAUCAUCACCACAGUGCCAGCAGUGCCAAUCCGCUUGUGAUACACAAAGCUCUCCAGCUCAAGUCGUCCAGAUCAUGCUUCAGUCGAGCGUCGCUCAGAGCCCUCAAUGCCAACCUCAGUGUGAGUCUACUUGCGUCUCUCAAUGCACCCAGCAGAACCAACCAGCUGCUUCUUGCCAACCAGCCUGCCAACAGAGCUGCAGCAGCUCAUGCUCACCACCCGUUGCUGCUCAACCUGCCGUCGUCGCUUGUCAGGCACCUGCGUCUAACUCUGGUUGUCAGUGCCAAACCGGUUACUCGCCAUGCGCCAACAGCAACCAAUGUUGCCGCCGUCGCUAA